AUGCAGGUGCAGGCGCAGGUGCCCCUCGGCGUGCGGCCAGGCCAGACGUUCACGCUGCAGACCUCGCACGGCCUCGUGCCGGUGCUGGGGAUGGCCGAGGCGGGCGGCGGUGCAUCCGCGCCCAAGGGCUACCGCGCGGAUCCGCUGACCGCCACGGCGGACGGGCUGCCCCUGCUGGUGGGCAUCCCCGUGGAGAAGCAGGAGCAGAAGCUGAGCGAGAUCCGCCGCGGUGGCGAGCUCGUGCGGGAUAAUGCGCCGUUUCCCGCGCGGCGCACGUACCGCGACGCGGUCUGGGGCGUCCUCUUCGUGGCCUUGGCCAUGGCCAUGACCGUGGACCGGUCGAGCGAGGACGCUGAGUGGAAGCGAAUCGCCAACACCGUGUACGCCGGCUGGCGGUCGAGUGGCUCGCUCGGGGCAGGUGGCAUACUUGGGGGGGAAGCGGUUUCCAAGAACGAGGCGGAGGACUUAACUUCCACGGCGCAGUACGUCCUGUACUUCUUCGCAGUCCUGAUCUUCAUCGUUGGCGGGCAGGUCGCGUACUACGUCUGUCACGUGACGUAUUGUGGCGUGUUCGGUCGUUGGUACUUCGGGGUGGACAGGGAGGGCGGCGUGCUGGGGAGGAGCCUGAGUGUGGCCCUGACCACUUCCUUCGGCAGCAUCUGCUGCGGGUCCUUCCUCAUUGCUGCGGUCCGGGCCCUCGAGGCGGUCCUCCGGAAGGGCAGGUCGGACGCGCAGGACUCCGGCAACGUGGUCUGCUGCGUCGUCCUCUGCUUGCUGGAGUGCGUCAUCUCGUGCAUCGGGGACCUCCUCGAGUACUUCAGCGAGUGGGCGUACGUGCAGGCCGCCGUGCGCGGCACCUCGUUCGUCGAGUCCGCGCGCAUCACCCACAGCCUGAUGACGUGCGCGAACCUGCUGUACGUGGUGCAGGACCUCCUCGUCAACGCCGUGGUCAACCUCGGGGCGGUGCUCUGCGGCCUCGUCGGGGGCGGCGUGGGGGCCGCCGUGGGCUUCGCCGCCUCCGGGGCGGACGCCGCGCUGUCGGGCGGCAUCGCGGGCCUCCUGGCGGGCCUGCUGGCGGGCGGCGCCGCCGCGGGCAUCAUCUCCUCCGGGACGAAGGCCAUCCUGGUGCUGUGGGCCGAGAACCCCGCCCCGCUGGAGGCGUCGCACCCGGACGCCCACCGGGAGCUCGAGGCCAGGAUCUACGGCAAGCUGGUCGGCUUCUGCGGCGCGGCUCGGGUCUACAGCGGCCGCGCAGCCCCCAGCAACAGGAUGCAGGUGCAGGCGCAGGUGCCCCUCGGCGUGCGGCCAGGCCAGACGUUCACGCUGCAGACCUCGCACGGCCUCGUGCCGGUGCCUCCCGGCGCUUCCCCCGGGCAGCAGGUGGUCUUCACGGUGCCCGCGCACCCCGCCGCUGUCGUGGGCAACCCAGUGGUGCAUGGCAGCGUGGCGGGCUCGGCGCCGCCGCCGCAGCUGGGGAUGGCCGAGGCGGGCAGCGGUGCAUCCGCGCCCAAGGGCUACCGCGCGGAUCCGCUGACCGCCACGGCGGACGGGCUGCCCCUGCUGGCGGGCAUCCCCGUGGAGAAGCAGGAGCAGAAGCUGAGCGAGAUCCGCCGCGGUGGCGAGCUCGUGCGGGAUAAUGCGCCGUUUCCCGCGCGGCGCACGUACCGCGACGCGGUCUGGGGCGUCCUCUUCGUGGCCUUGGCCAUGGCCAUGACCGUCGGAGCGGUGUAUUUCGGCAGGUCCCUGUCCAGCGAUGCACAGGUGGACCUGUCGAGCGAGGACGCUGAGUGGAUCGCCAACACCGUGUACGCCGGCUUGGCCGGUGGAGUGGCCUCGCUCGGGGCAGCCAUGGCGUACGUGUGGCUGGCGAGCACCGCACCCGCGUGCAUCGUUUGGACGUCUCUGUUGUUCAGUCCGGUGUUGAUGAUCGUGAGCGGCCUGGUGUUCUUGGUGGCGGUAUCGGCGGUUGCGGGCCUCAUUUUGAUCAUUCUGGGCAUGCUGUGCCUCAGUUGCGUCUUCUUCUGCUACCGCCCGCUGAUCCCGUUCAUGAUAAAGAUCGUGGAGGUGGUGUCCAGUGUGAUCCGAAUUCACCCCUGCGUCAUGGCCGUGUCCUUGAUAGGCUCGGUUGCUGGCAUCGUCUGGACUGCCAUCUGCAUGAUCACGUUCACGGGUGCAUAUCUGGAGUUCAAGAACGAGGCGGAGGACUUAACUUCCACGGCGCAGUACGUCCUGUACUUCUUCGCAGUCCUGAUCUUCAUCGUUGGCGGGCAGGUCGCGUAUUACGUCUGUCACGUGACGUAUUGUGGCGUGUUCGGUCGUUGGUACUUCGGGGUGGACAGGGAGGGCGGCGUGCUGGGGAGGAGCCUGAGUGUGGCCCUGACCACCUCCUUCGGCAGCAUCUGCUGCGGGUCCUUCCUCAUUGCUGCGGUCCGGGCCCUCGAGGCGGUCCUCCGGAAGGGCAGGUCGGACGCGCAGGACUCCGGCAACGUGGUCUGCUGCGUCGUCCUCUGCUUGCUGGAGUGCGUCAUCUCGUGCAUCGGGGACCUCCUCGAGUACUUCAGCGAGUGGGCGUACGUGCAGGCCGCCGUGCGCGGCACCUCGCUCGUCGAGUCCGCGCGCAUCACCCACAGCCUGAUGACGUGCGCGAACCUGCUGUACGUGGUGCAGGACCUCCUCGUCAACGCCGUGGUCAACCUCGGGGCGGUGCUCUGCGGCCUCGUCGGGGGCGGCGUGGGGGCCGCCGUGGGCUUCGCCGCCUCCGGGGCGGACGCCGCGCUGUCGGGCGGCAUCGCGGGCCUCCUGGCGGGCCUGCUGGCGGGCGGCGCCGCCGCGGGCAUCAUCUCCUCCGGGACGAAGGCCAUCCUGGUGCUGUGGGCCGAGAACCCCGCCCCGCUGGAGGCGUCGCACCCGGACGCCCACCGGGAGCUCGAGGCCAGGAUCUACGGCAAGUUGGGCCAGUAG
Molecule: messenger RNA, 2961 nt
Organism: Prorocentrum cordatum
Lineage: Eukaryota; Dinophyceae; Prorocentrales; Prorocentraceae
Source: the annotation of a GenBank genome assembly